CUGUCGGACGCCAACGCCGACGUGUGCGUGCUGUGCGGCAUCGGCGGCAGCCUGGUGUGUUGCGACGCCUGCCCAGCCGCCUACCACGUGCGCUGCGUGGGGGAGAGCCACCGCGUGGCGGGCGCGUCGCGCUGGCUGUGCCCAGAGUGC
This is a messenger RNA of Chlorella variabilis, 150 nucleotides long. RefSeq lists its product as hypothetical. Lineage: Eukaryota; Viridiplantae; Chlorophyta; Trebouxiophyceae; Chlorellales; Chlorellaceae. The transcript has a single exon. The annotation marks the transcript as partial. The record is from RefSeq and is a predicted model, not a curated record.